Messenger RNA from Bufo gargarizans (Asiatic toad), 4366 nucleotides. RefSeq names its product myosin ID (gene MYO1D). Gene Ontology annotation, biological process: actin filament organization; vesicle transport along actin filament. Gene Ontology annotation, cellular component: actin cytoskeleton; vesicle; myosin complex. The record is from RefSeq and is a predicted model, not a curated record. Gene Ontology annotation, molecular function: ATP binding; actin filament binding; microfilament motor activity. The transcript has 22 exons. NCBI's taxonomy places the organism in Eukaryota, Metazoa, Chordata, Amphibia, Anura, Bufonidae. The coding region runs from base 606 to 3629 and encodes 1007 amino acids.
GCUUCUCUUACCUCUCAGCCUCCCUAUUCCCCACCUCUCCCCUCUCUCCUCCUCUCACCUCUCCCACACACUCUUCCUGGUCUCUUUAUGGAUGGAGAGAAGUUUGAGCAGCAGUUUACCCAGACUGCUUACUUCUUCCUGAACUGACAGUGCCCUUCUUGAGGGACUCUACCUGCACUGAAACUUGCGGCACUACCAUCAUUUCUUGCAUUGAGACCUUUAUUUUCAUGAAGGAGACAUCCCAUCUGUACUACUCGUGUGAUCCUCUAAAAACUUCCAUCCUCUAGAAAUUCCUCUGAGAUCCUUUUACUUGAGGACAUUUCGUCAUACUUCCAAGAAGCUUUAAUUCCUCUUGAGAGAGCUAUCACCUGCUAAGAGACAUCUACAUCCCAGAGGCUUUGGGCACUUGCAGAUCACACACCUGGGAUGACCAGGAAUCGCAUACAGUCAGGGUGUGACGGAGAUAGUCUGUGCUCCUGCAGGCAGGGUGCACCAGUGUCGUAUAUUGUGUAAUUUUCUACAUUUGUGUCGUUGUGCACUGAGCUUUUGGAUAUCGUUUUUAAUCUUGCAAUUGUGUCAGACGGAAUCGGUGGUGGUAGCCCAUCAUGGCGGUACAAGAAGGCUUGCAGUAUGGCAAGGCAGACUUUGUUCUUAUGGACUCUGUCACGUUACCAGAAUUCAUGGAUAACCUGAAACUCAGGUUUGAGAAGGGGCGUAUCUAUACAUUUAUCGGGGAGGUGGUGGUCUCCGUGAACCCCUACAAGAGUCUUCCAAUCUAUGGGAAGGAUACAAUAGAACAAUAUAAAGGAAGAGAGCUGUAUGAAAGACCUCCACAUCUCUUCUCCAUCGCAGACGCAGCUUACAAGGCCAUGAAGAGACGGUGCAAAGACACGUGCAUAGUAAUAUCAGGAGAAAGUGGUGCUGGGAAGACUGAAGCCAGUAAAUACAUAAUGCAGUACAUAGCCGCCAUUACUAAUCCAAGCCAGCGAGCCGAGGUGGAGAGGGUGAAGAAUAUGCUGCUUAAGUCUAACUGCGUCCUAGAAGCAUUUGGAAAUGCUAAAACUAAUCGCAAUGACAACUCCAGCCGAUUUGGAAAAUAUAUGGACAUUAACUUUGACUUCAAAGGGGAUCCUAUUGGGGGACACAUAAGUAAUUACCUAUUGGAGAAAUCUCGGGUGAUUGUUCAGCAGCUGGGAGAGAGGAAUUUUCACUCCUUUUAUCAGUUGAUAUUGGGAUCACCUGAGCAGACCCUGCGUUCCCUUCACCUCCAGAAGGAUCUCUCAUCUUACACCUACACCCGAUCCAUGGUGCAGAUGAAGUCUUCCGUAAAUGAUGUUGGAGAAUUCAAAGAAGUGUCAGAAGCCAUGAAAGUGAUUGGGUUCAAACCAGAGGAGAUCCAGACUGUCUACAAAGUCUUGGCUGCUAUUCUACAUCUGGGGAACCUCAAGUUUGUUUUGGAUGGAGAUACCCCCCUGAUUGAGAAUAGUAAAGUUGUGUCCGUAGCUUCUGACUUGCUUGGCUCUAAAUAUGAACUUCUGGAGAAGGCUCUUCUGUACAGGACUGUGGCCACCGGCAGAGAUGUUAUCGACAAACAGCAUACUGAUCAAGAGGCUAACUAUGGCAGGGAUGCCUUUGUCAAGGCCAUCUACGAACGUCUUUUCUGCUGGAUUGUGAGUCGUAUUAACGAUGUCAUUGAUGUAAAGAAACAAGAUGCUGCUCUCCAUGGCAAAAACACAGUUAUCGGUGUGCUGGAUAUCUAUGGAUUUGAGAUCUUUGACAAUAAUAGCUUUGAGCAGUUCUGCAUUAAUUAUUGUAAUGAAAAACUACAGCAGCUGUUUAUUCAGCUUGUCCUGACCCAGGAGCAGGAGGAAUAUAAGAGAGAAGGGAUUCCUUGGAAGCACAUUGAUUACUUUAACAACCAGAUCAUUGUGGAUUUGGUUGAGCAGCAGCAUCGUGGAAUCAUAUCUCUGUUGGAUGACGCCUGUAUGAAUGUUGGAAAAGUGACAGACCCCAUGUUCCUGGAUGCACUGAACAAGCAGCUGGGAAAACAUGCCCACUACUCCAGCAGGAAGGUAUGUCCAACAGAUAAAGCUCUGGAAUAUGACCGGGAUUUCCGGAUCCGCCACUAUGCUGGAGAUGUUCUUUACUCCGUGGUGGGAUUCAUUGAUAAGAACAAAGACACCCUAUUCCAGGACUUCAAGAGACUCAUGUACAACAGUGCUAAUCCUGUGCUGAAGAAUAUGUGGCCAGAAGGGAAGCUAAGCAUCACCGAGGUCACCAAACGUCCACUGACUGCAGCUACAUUAUUCAAAAACUCUAUGAUUGCCCUUGUGGACAAUCUGGCAUCCAAGGAGCCCUACUACGUCCGCUGCAUUAAACCAAAUGACAAAAAGUCACCAUCUCUGUUUGACGAGGAGCGCUGUAAACACCAAGUGGAGUAUUUGGGCUUACUGGAGAAUGUCCGUGUCCGACGAGCCGGUUUUGCCUACCGCCAGGAAUAUGAGAAGUUUUUGCACAGGUACAAGAUGAUCUCCCAGCUGACGUGGCCAAACCAUGACUUGCCUUCAGACCAAAUUGCUGUACAAAAACUCUUGACUGAGUGUGGUUUCCACCAAGAUGCUGCCUAUGGUAAAACCAAAGUGUUUAUUCGCACUCCACGUACCCUGUUCUCCCUGGAGGAGAAGCGUAGUGAGAUGUUGAUCAGAAUCAUCCUAUUCCUGCAAAAGAUGUGGAGAGGAACACUGGCCCGCUGGAAAUAUAAGAGAACAAAGGCAGCCCUCACAAUUCUGCGCUACUAUAGGCGCUACAAAGUGAAGUCCUACAUCCAUGAGGUGGUCCGUAGGUUUAACGGAGUACGGAACAGCAGAGAUUACGGAAAGAAUGUAAAAUGGCCAACACCUCCUAAGGUGCUUCGACGAUUCCAAGAAUGUAUGCAGAGUAUCUUCAACAGAUGGAGAGCGUACCAACUAAUAAAGAGCAUACCUCCUGCUGACAUACCAAAAAUCAAGGCUAAAGUUGCUGCGUUUGAAAGUCUCAAAGGGCACAGAGCUGAUAUGGGCCUUCAGAGGAGCUGGGAAGGGAACUACUUGUCAUCUAAACAAGAAAACAGCCAAGGUUCAGAAUUCUUUGUAUCUCGGGCAAGUGAGCUACAGAGAAAAGACAAGUUUAUGCAGCCUCUCUUCUCCUGUACCGUGCGCAAGGUUAACAGGUUUAAUAAAGUAGAAGAUCGCGCCAUCUUUAUAACUGAUAGACAUCUGUACAAAAUGGAUCCCAGCAAGCAGUAUAAAGUCAUGAGCAGCACACCGCUAUAUAAUGUUUCCGGUAUCAGUGUGACUGAUGGGAAGGACCAGCUGGUGAUUUUCCACACAAAGGACCGCAAAGACCUUAUUGUAUGUCUAUGUUUUGCUGGACAAUCCCCUCAAGACAGUCGUGUGGGAGAAGUUGUUGGAGUCUUGGCCAACCACUUCAAGAAUGAGAAGAGGCGUCUCCAGGUCACCGUGUCGCACCCAGUCCAGUGUAGCCAGCACGGCAAGUCCUGCUCCAUUACUGUGGAAACCAAGAUAAAUCAAGCACAGCCUCACUUCAACAAGAGCCGUUCCGGCUUCACCCUAAGUGUGCCAGCCAAUUAAAUCAUGUGCCCCUUCCUCAUAUAGGGAUACCGAGUAUCUCAGCUCCGUGCCUUAAAUAGCCAACCACCCAAGUGCACUUUGGGCAAUGGGGGACCGGUUCCCCCAGCAACUCUGUUGAGGUUUUUCAGCCUGCAGCUGACUCUUUUUAUAUAAUUAUGUGCUGCCUGGAUAAUUUUUCUUAUAAUGAAUAUGUAGAUUUCUCAAUUCAGUGGCGCCAAAUCAUUGGUAAUUGUCUAGACUGUCAGUGUAUAUGUCAUUUCGUAGACACGAGAAUGACAACACCUUUGGACAUGCGCAGGUGCAUGGUAUCCAAAGUCAGAUGUCUUGUACAGAAGUCAAUUGGGCCUCAGAAUAUCAUAGCCAGAAUGGACCAAAGGCUUCCCCAGCAUAUGGAUGUCUCACCCUCUGUGGCAGAACCAGUGGCGUUCUCCUUGUAGCAGUCUACUGAGCAAGGGGCCAUGGGAAGAUGUAAAAAGGGUGGUACUCUCAUUGGGGAGCAAUGCUUCUGUAAAAUGAGAGGUACGGUAAUACAUAUCUGGAAGCAGAGGCGAUAUCCUUUUCAUGCAGGUCUCAUCUUUUAUAAAUGGCUUUGGCCGGGUUUAUCCGCUUGUCAAUGUAUUUAGCAUUCCGUUAUUCUCAUGAUACUUAGGUACUGAACACGUGUAUCAAUGCAAAAAAAUGUCAUAUAAUUCUGCCAGGAUGGUGCUUUCCUCCAAUAAAUGUAAAUUAUUUAAGAA